Messenger RNA from Echinostoma caproni, 2103 nucleotides. The record is from the annotation of a GenBank genome assembly. Lineage: Eukaryota; Metazoa; Platyhelminthes; Trematoda; Plagiorchiida; Echinostomatidae.
AUGCGAGACUCUGCUCUGGCUCUCAUAGCUGAUGGACAUCUUGCAUUUACCCUGAGUGUGACCCCAAAAAUCCGUUCCGAGAUGAACUCCGUCCCACUUUGUCGUGGUUGUGUUCGACCGAUUGUAGACAAAACUUUGCUACUACUCCUGCCGUGCUGGAACCAGAACAGCCUAAUCACCACCGAUGUGAACGGAUUCGACGUGAAGUUGGAUGCAAAAACAACCAAAUUAUGGUCCCGUUUGGAGAAUUCGGAACAUCGUCGACCUCUGCGCGAGUGCCAAGAUUCCCUGAACGAUCUGCGUUGGUCCGUGCUUGAUCAACCACCCAUGGAAUGGGGAAAAAUUGACUGUUACCACACCGAAUGUUUAGCCUGUUUUGAGUGCGGUUGUCGCUUGACUCCGACAGAUAAAAGAUGCUGGAAAGUGCGGGAUUAUCGAGUAAUUUGUCGCCCUUGUCGUACCAGGUUCACUCACUGUGGCAGGUGUCGUCUACGAGUGACCAAUGACGUAUGGGUACACAAACUAGACCGGCUCCCAUUUCACAUUGCCUGCCUAAUCUGUAGUCAUUGUGGUCGUCAACUGCACCAAGGGGAUCGGUGUGGUCUGCAUGAGGAUCGGUUACUGUGCAUGGAACACUUUUUGAUCGCCGUAAAUGGUGUCGAUUUGUGUUCGCGAAGUGAUCCGGAAAGUCGAGCGAACCAGACCAUGCCCAUUCGAAUAUCAGAUGACUUACGAGAUGGAGAACAGAAGGAAAUGAUGGAACAUGAUCUAGACAGCUUGAACACAGAAAGAAAAAUUGCUGAUAACCCUAAUCCUAAUAAACCUGAUCUAAAGGCGAAUGAAUCAAAUCACCCGAGCUUCUCUAUAACUAAUAUCGAUCUACUGGGUUUGAGACCUUCUGAGCCCGAGUCCAGUUUUACAACAAAUUGUUCCCAGACACGCACCGAGUCCUCCCUACCGGUCCUAAUGAGCGCCAAAUCUGAAACAUCAACGACAGUGGAUACAUGGUACAAUUCGGAUGCUGGGGAACAGACGCCGGUAGUCACUCGGGAAUCCAUGUCCACACAACAAGUGCCCGCAGAUUGUACUAUACCAGUCUUACCCGAAACCGGGCACUCGGUAGACAGCAGCACAAGCAGUGGAUGUAGUGUGCANUCAAAAUCCAAACGCAUCCGAACCAGUUUCACUCCGGACCAGUUAGCCAUUCUUCAAGCCAAUUUUGAUAUCGAGGCCAAUCCAGAUGGUCAGGAGCUGGAGCGGAUCGCAAAUGUCGCACGUUUGAACAAACGAGUAACACAGGUGUGGUUUCAAAAUGCUCGGGCACGUAAGAAGAAGAUCGAAUGCAAAGGGAUCGGGCAAUCAAAUUCCAUGUCAUUCAAUCCAUCAAUCUACUAUCUUCAAGAGGCAUCCAAUUCUGAGGACUAUUUCGAUCCGGGUGAUGAAUCACUUCUGACGUUGUCUGACCCAAACCAGUUGGUGCUCGGCGCAGAUUCAGCUAGCACGCUCAUGCCAGCCUACACUGCUGCGCUCGGCAAUUUCACCUCGUCAAGUGCAGCCGCAGCAACUAUUGUAUCCGAGAUUCCCGUCGGUGUCCGGACUGUCGUUCCGUUCACAGGACUUAAUUUUACUCCCCCGGCCCCCAGCGAAUUGGAAUUAAUCCAACGUAAAUGUCUCCUCAAUCCUGGUAUCCACAGUGGCGGUGGUGGGAACGGUGAUCCAGUUAGCACGACAGAUCGCGUAUAUUCGAUUCUGAAUAGCGUCAAAAGUAUGGCCGUUGCACCAUGUUUUUCCGAACAAACGAACGAGAAAGACACACGUCUGAUUGCUACAAAAAGAAUAGAUUCAAUGAAUAACCAUUCGUGGCCCACCCAACCUGAUGGUUCAACUCGAACAAACAAUAACUCCAACGUGCUCGGUGUACCAUUUCUGGGGAAACCACUAAACGAAGGCUUGUCUUUCACAGAUGUUGACAUGCACCCGACAUUUCCACCAAGGCCUCCGAAUCGUUGUCUCACGGAGGAUGUUCUUCCGGAAGAUCCGAUUGUCACAUGUCGUGUAGCCACCGAACCCAUUCGUCCAAUGGCUGUUUUUAGCAGGGUUUAG